Molecule: messenger RNA, 1512 nt
Organism: Solanum verrucosum
Lineage: Eukaryota; Viridiplantae; Streptophyta; Magnoliopsida; Solanales; Solanaceae
Exons: 4
Coding region: 28-1512 (494 amino acids)
Source: RefSeq, a predicted model, not a curated record
AUUAUUAACAAAAGUUAAUUAGUACUAAUGGAGCUGUUUUAUGAUGCUAAAGCUGUAAGAUUUAGAAGCCAUUUAAACAAAUACUUAGUAGCUGAUGAUGAUCAAAGAACUAUCCGGCAAAGCCGGAACGGCUUAUCUAGAAAAGCUCGGUGGCUGGUGGAGCUUGCAGACCCCGAAAACAGCCACCUUAUACGGCUGAGAAGUAGCUCCGGCAUGUACCUCACUGCUUCUGACGAGCCGUUCCUUUUGAGCCUAACAGGAGAAAAGAAGGUUCUUCAAACAUCACCGGAAAAUAUGGAGGAUGUGAAGAUUAUGUGGGAACCAUUAAGGUAUGGAUUUCAAGUGAAGUUAAGAGGUUAUGGAGGAAAAUUUUUGAGUGCAAGUGGAGGGACACUAAGAUGGAGCAAUAGAGUUACUCAUGAUAGUCCUCAUAGUGCUACUACACAUAAUUGGAUUUUGUGGAAUGUUGAACCUGUCGAUGUACCGGAAGAUGAGUCGUUGACGGAUUAUUUGACGAUGGUUUCAAACUUUUCAUCGGUUUCCGAUGAACUCUCUACCUUAGAUUUGGGUUCUCCCAUGUCUAUGCAUUCAAGUCUCUCUUUCUCACCUAAGAGUCCUCUAACUAGAAGACCAGCAAUGGAGAUUUUCCAAAAAGCAAAAGCCGUUCGUCUACAGAGUCGCCAUUACAAGUACUUAACAGCUUUGGAAGACGGAGAAUCCGUCACCCAAGACCGUAAUGGAGCUUCACAAAAUGCAAAAUGGACUGUUGAAUUUGUCGAGAAAACUGACAAUGUUAUCCGCCUAAAAAGCUGUUAUGGCAAAUACCUCACAGCAUCUAAUCAGUCUUCUCUUCUUGGUAUGACUGGUCGGAAAGUCCUGCAGACUCUGCCUAAUCGACUUGAUUCUUCAAUUGAAUGGGAACCCAUCAGAGAAGGGAAUCAAGUGAAGCUUAGGACUCGAUAUGGGCAAUUUUUGAGGGGUAAUGGUGGAAUUCUUCCAUGGAAAAACACUGUGACUCAUGAUAUUCCAUAUCAGACGGCUACACAAGAUUGGGUACUUUGGGAUGUUCAUGUUGUUGAAAUCUUGGGUGAUUCCUCUGUUGUUCCUAAGAGGCCAUCACCAUUAGGUCUUCCUUCAGAUUCAUGUGCUUCUGAAUCUACAUCUACCUCUGUUGUUUCCUCAGAAUCCUCAAGCUUAUCUAGACAAGAGUCAAGUGAUUCUUUUGCUAAGUUGGGAGAUGGGAGGUUUAUAUUUUACUAUAUUGCUGAUGAAUUUGGAGAAAUUGAUGAGAAAAUGGAGGAACUUUGCAUAACCUUUGAUGGAAAUACUGUUGAGGAGCUAACUAAGACGUUGGAGGAUGCAACAGGGCUUGACGAAAUUAUCGUGUGUACUAAGAGUCCUUUGAAUGGGAAGCUUUAUCCUCUCAGCUUGCAACUUCCACCCAACAAUACAACUAUGAAUGUUGUUGUAUUGCCAUCUUCAUCUAAAGGUGAGGCUUUUUACUUGUCUUGA